AGUAAUACUGUAGUUAUUGGUGGGUAAGCCAGUGAAGUUCGGGCUUCAAAGGGGAAUAAGGACCAAUUCAUAAUCCAUCUCUUCGUCCUGUUGUGGGUGUGUUCUUGUCUUCUUACCGCCUCCUCACAUCUCCACAUACAAUAUAGAAAAGCUCCCGUGUUUCAGUAGCUCCAGAAACAGCUGUCCAUUGGUGUGUGCAGGAUACAUUGGGGAGUUCUUUGCUUUGGUACAUUUUGGUGGGACUCAUAAUAGUAAGCGGACAUUUCCUUUUGAGUGAACAUUUCCUGGAAAUUUUCUUUUUCAUUUCUUAGGCCCAUUUAUAUUGGAGGAUGACAUUGUGUCUGUGACUGAGCAGCCCCAACUUUAAUAUCUACUGAAAGUGCUUCCACUUAAGGUUUCCUCCUCUGCCACCCGAGUCUCAGUUGUAGCUUCUUUAAAGAACAAGCCAAGUUUUCUGGGGUAAAAGUGGAGGGAUGCAGUUACGUUGAAAUCUCAUGUCUGUGGAUAAGUUUUUUUCUGUUACAUAUCAGUGACUCUGGGAUAUAUUUUCUAGAAGCUGAAGAGAAGUUUGAGUUAUUUUAAUGUCUUGAGCUGUAAUUGUUCAUUAGUGACUAACAUCACACAUGGCAUUUGCUGAUACAGUAAAAUAUAUUAGCACUGUAAGUUAAGGGAAUAGCUUUCUCCUAAAGACCAAAAAAAAAAAAAAGAUAAGAGUUUUAACAAAAAGCAGCCAGAUUUUGCCAGUGCAUGUCACUGGAGAACAUUCAGUGAUCUCAACGUUGAGACUCUUUAGAGUAAGUGUGAGUUGCAAAUGGAGCCUUCCAAGCUGGCUUUGUUCAGAAUCUUCUCCACCACCACCUUUUGACUCAGUUUACAUAUAAAAUACAACUUGGGUGGUGAUUUAGUAUUUUGUAUGCAGGGCAGAAUUUUGAACAAUCUGACAGAUAAUAGUUUUAACCUUACCUACAAGGCAAGCUUGAAUGGGUUUGACAUACUUACUUAGAAGGUGUUGUAACUUGUCAUCUUAGUUAUAAUGCUAUUUAUUAAUAAAAUGAGCGUUUAUAUCAUUUUGUGAAACCUCUAUUCUUUCCCCCCACAGUUUCGGUGCUUUCAUUUGAGAAACACCAGCUGACAGUAGCUUAGUGCCUUAUAACCCACUAACCUCAGGCCCAUUUACUUUGGAGGAUAACAUUGUGUCUGUGACUGAGCAGCCCUAACUUUAAUAUAACCGUUACCCUCUUUGAGUAAUUAUUUUCUUUUAAUAAAAAGUUUAGGAGAUUAAAAUAGAAACCACAGAUGUUUUCAGCCAUUGUGAGGUGCGUAUACCAGUUUUAAAAGAUUAAAAGGAAAUGGCUGUCUUCCCCUGUGGAUGACCUUUUGUUACUGACAGGAUAUAGCUUGUGCUAAUUUUUGUAAUGUUAAAAUAGUGAGAUAAUUCUUCAAUAUCAUAUUGUAUUUGUUUAGAACAUCAGCAUCCUACUAUUAAUCAGAAUCACCUAAGUGUGAAUAUAGUAGAUAAAUGUAUUUUCCCCUAAAAACUGUCUCUUUGGUGUGGAUACUCUAUACAGAAUAUCUUUAUCUUUUCUAUUGAUUAAAACAUAAUUUAAAAAUACUAAUUCAGAGUAUUUGAAAAAAUAAAGAAGUUAAGCCAGGAUAGGUAAUCAGGUUUGGAUUAUUUUUCUUCUAAAAAGAAAUCUCAAUUGAGAAAGAAAUGUUGAAAGUUACUGUCAAAUGUAUUCACUCACUUUUACUCCAUAAGAUUUCCAUAUCAUGUAAUUCCAUCUAUGGAUCUACUUUUUUCAUCUCUUUCACGCGUUUGUUUGCCCAUGAAUUCUCUGUGUAGGUGUGGAAAAUUAAUUUCUUCCCAAGUUCUGUUGAAAAUCUGUUGAAGUUGACAUAUUGCUUUAUGUAUGGUGAGAGAAUUAGAGCAACUAGCAAAUCUUUUUGCGGUUCAAGCUACAAGAACAUUGCCCCACCUUGCAUCAGCAGUUCCUGAUCUUAAAAAUGGCAGAGGAAUGGAAACUGUAACCCUGCAUGCUGUGUGGUUUGCAUUGUUAACCCAAGUUUGCUUGUCUGUUUCCUAAUUCAAACAGAGCGUCAGAAGCCAUGAUGCAUGUAGUGUGUGUGUGCUGCAGCUGGAGUGGGCCCCAGACCAGAGAAAAGCGGUAAAGAAACUACCUCACUGGGAAUGUCAUCAUUACCAACUUCAGAUGGAUUUAACCAUCAAGCCCAUCCUCCAGGACUGAGUCCUGAGAUUGGUAAUCCUCCAAGUCUUGCUCACUCUGUCUCUGCUUCAGUCAGCCCUAUCCAGCCCAGUGACCCAGACAGCAUUGAACCUAAUGCUGUGAAGGCUUUGAAGGCUUCAGCUGAAUUCCAGAUAACCUCUGAGCAAAAAGAACAUCUUCCUCCACAGGGUCUUUCUGAUUGUGCUCCUUCAGCAGACAGUGCUCCAACAAACCAGAGUCCAGCUAUGCCUUUGCAGAAUUCACUCGAAGAAGCCAUUGUUGCAGAUCAUCUAGAGAAAUCUGCUGAAAGAAGCAUCCAGGGCCUCAAAUCUCAUCUCUGCACAAGACAGGAAGCUAGUUUAUCUGUCACAGCUACUGGGAUGCAAGAACCGCAGAGGCUUACGGGGGAGAAAGUUUGGCACCCAGAAUAUCAGGACCCAAGUCAGGUGAGUGGCCUUCAGCAGCAUGAAGAACCAAGGAAUGAGCAUGAACAGAGUGCUUCACAUGACCAAGACCAUCCUUGUCACGCAGGGGACCUUGAACUUCUUGGAGAAAGGCAACAAAGCAGUGCUGGUUUGGAAGCUGCAAUGAAAGGAGACAGGCUGCAGCAGAACGUGGACCUUCCGGGUACAGGGAAAGAUAUUCUACCUUCAGGAUGCCUUGGCUGCUCAAAUUCAGAAACACUUAUGGAAGUAGAUAUUGUUGAACAGUCCCUAGUUGCUGUGCCGAAUUCAGGAGGUCAGAAUACCAAUGUCAAGAACAUUGGUGCAUCUGAUCUCAUCUUAGAUAAUCCCUUGAUGGAAGUAGAAACAUCAAAAUGUAACCCUUCCUCUGAAAUUUCAAGUAAUUCCAUUUCUACUCAGGAUUUACAGCUUCUAGAAAGUAAUGUUGAAAUGUCUGAAAUGAGUAAAGAAUGCGGGGAUCGCCCUUCCUCUUUAAUAAGUCUGUGUGGCAGUUGUCAGCCCUCUAUAGAGUCAUCAGAGGAAUCUUGCUCAUCCUUAACGGCAGCCUUGAAGGAACUUCAUGAACUUUUGGUCAUUAGUAGUAAACCAGCUUCAGAAAACACAUCUGAAGAAGGUAUCUGUCAAUCAGAGACAGUAAUUGAGGGCCAAACAGGUAUUAAGGACCUUUUUGAAAGAUGGACCCAAAAUGAGCAUCUUACAGCAACCCAGAGUGAACAGUGUUCACAGGUCUCCUUUCAUCAGGCCAUAUCUAUAUCAGCGAAGACAGAAGAAUUAACAGACACUUCAGCUGACACUGGAGUGGAAGAUGGAGAAACUGUUAACUUGAGGGGUCCAGGUGAUGGCCUGUUAACUGAUAAGGAAGGUGUCCUCAAGUCCAAGGAGUCAGUAAACAAGAGUAGCUCUGUUACUGUAGCCUCAGCAGAAGCGUCUAAUCAACUACAUUGCACCUUAGGUGUAGAGAUUUCACCCAGACUGUUAGCAGAUGAGGAGGAUACACUCAAUCAGACUUCUGAGCAAACUGAGUCCUCAUCACCCACUUGCAUCCUGGUUAAAGAUUUGGGUCAGGGCACACAGAAUCCAGUGACAGACAGGCCUGAGGCCAGGGAACAUGUCUGUCCUGAAGCUGCAGGGCCACUUCUAGGAUUUGAACCAUCUACCAGCCAUCCGUCACCAAGUCCCUCCUUUCUUGCACCAUUAAUUUUUCCUGCUGCAGACAUUGACCGGAUUCUCCGUGCCGGCUUUACUUUGCAGGAAGCUCUUGGGGCUUUGCAUCGAGUUGGUGGAAAUGCAGACCUUGCACUUCUUGUCUUGCUAGCAAAGAACAUUGUAGUUCCUACGUAACCAUGGAAAAGUGGGCUAGACCAUACUCUACUCCCUUUAAAAAAAAAAAGCUGUAUAUCUACACACACACAUACACACACUCACCACAUAUACAGUAUAUGUAGAACCCUGCAAGCAGAAUGUUGAGCCAGAUUUUUUUUUUUUUUUUUUAAAGAUUUUUUUUCGGCCAAAGUAAUUUAUGAUCUCUUGUCUGAUGAAUUUGUCUAUCCUAUUUGUUAAAAUUUGGGCCUUUUUAAAUGUAUUGGCAGUAUGUGCACACAGAAGCUUUUUAUUAUCAUUAAGAUGAUGUAUUCUGGAAUAAAAUUGAUGGUUUUGUGUAUAGCAUACCCUUUUAGAUUGAGAGUGAGUGCUUUAAAAAGCAGAAGCCAUGAGAAAAUCCCACCACCCAUGCAGCUGAAAGCAUGAUGUGGCUGUGUCUGUGCUGUAGGCAAGGUAUGGCUUAUUGACUCAUCUUUUGGUUUACAAACUUGAUCACAUGGUUUGAUGUUUGGAAUGCAUUAUGAUUCAUCGGUUGUAACAGGAAAUUGAAGAAUAGUUGAAGAAUAUUUCCUGGAGUAGCAUGUUUCCAUUGGUGUGGUUAGGAUUUGACAUUUUAAUGCGAUGAGUUGGGAGGACUUAAAACUUGGGCUGCUUCGUACAUCACAGGCUACUGCAUGGAUUGCCAGAUACCUUGGGUGGGAUUUUGUGAGGGAAUUAACAUCAGAGUGCAACAUGGUGCUACCCAGAUUAAAAAAAGAAAGGAAAAACUGUAAUCGAAUUUGCCAAUGUUGAUGAUGUUUCAACAACUGUUGUGAGUGAAAUAAUGCUCUAAACACUGGAAUUUACUAGUGAUUGGGUUUGGUAGCAUCUCACCGAUCACAUCUCAACCCUUAAUGACUCAUGGUGAACUUAUGUUCAGCUGAUGGGUUGGUUGCCAGCAGUUUAUUUCCUUUCCAAGCUCAUCUUCUGGGAAGUUCUUCUAAAGCUCAGUUUGAGCUGUGUUCUGAGUGAAAUAUUCAAGUGUAAUAACCUUGUCACUGGUUCAUCUUGGUGCUUGGAAUGGUCAGUCUAUUUGGUGAGUGUCUUCAUUGGCAGUGGAAAUAAUAAUUGGAGUUUCUGACUUAAGUGGCCUUGGUAGAGUUUUCCAUCCCUUUCUUUCCUCAGGAGUUUCUUUUUUAAAGCAAGAUUUGUCAUAUUUGUGUUUACCAUGUCAAGAUAGAGUGGGGCAUAGUAUAUAGAUGUAUUUAUUGUGGCCUUUUUUUAUAUGAGGACUAGCCCUUGGAAAUCAUUGUCCUGUGGGCCCCACUGUGCAAUAAUUCUACUGGGUAGAUUUUAGAUUUUUUUUUUUUUUUCCUGAAAGAUAAACUUAUAUACCUAGCAUACCUAGCAGGAAUAUGGAGUCCUGGUUUUAUUGAAGAGAAUUUUGAGAAUGAUAAUUCCUGAUUCCAGGUGAUGAUUUGCAAUGUGUCUGAAACAGAAGCUUCAGAAGGGUGAUUUGUGAACUUUUAAUGUUAAGUGAUUUUUGUCUAAAGUCUUACUCUCUUUGAGAGUUAUUCUUUUCGUCAAAAUUUACGUCAUUGAGCACAAUCAAAAUGGAGGCUCAUAUCUCAGGAGUUUUUUAAAUCUUAAUUUGGGGGCACUUAGACAUUGCCCUUCUUCUACCCUAUUCCAUCUUCUUUCUUUCUGCUGUGAUGUUUGUAUGUGUAUUAGGAGCUGUGAGUGAUAUGAUGGAAAGUCCCAUAGAUUCCUCGUGAUUCUCUGAAGUUAGGGAAUGGUUGACAGAAAGAGCUGUUGCUUACUGUGUUCAGGGUGGCGCUCUAGACAAGUUAGCCAGAUUGUCUUUAAAGUGUUCUUUUAGACAAUCCUGUGCUGUAGACCCUUUUGCCUGCCCUACGCCAAAGAUACAAGAUGCACUAGGAACCUGCUAAUAGGAUUUCUGUCAACCGGCUCUUAGAGCUGUGACUGCAAUUAAGUAGUGGUGCUAGGAUUGAAACAAAACUUAGUAGCCAUGCGAUGGGCCCCUGAUUUGCUUUAUGGGAAUGACUGGGAAUUUAUUCUGAGCUUAUCAAUCUUUAGGGUUACAAAGUGGGGUGAGUGUAGGGUGGGAGGACUUAUUGAUGACAAUAGACUCCUCCAAAAGGCCUUCUUUAUAAAGAAUGGCCUCUUAGUUUUCUGUACAAGCAGUUCCUCUGAACAGUGCUCAGAGACAUAACCACUGAAUUUUCACAGUGUGGAGAUUUGGGGGUCAAUCCCAGGUGGGCUAUAGAAUAUCAAUCCAGAAAAGGUUUCAUUACAAUAGCUUUUAUUGUAUGUAUAUGUAUAUUUAUUUCUAGGAGAAAAUUCAAUAGGUAGGCCUAUAGUUGUACACGUAUUCUUAUUAGGAAUACUUUGGAUGAGCUUAACCCAUUUGCCAAAUAUCCCUGUCCUUUUUCAUCAUUUAUUUUUCAAUUUAUAGUUGCUUUUGAUUUUUUUUAAAUCUUCUGUCCACUGUUUGUGUGAAAGUAAAAAUUGUUGACAUUGUCAGAAUUUUGAAUAAUUUUUAAAUUUAGCAGUUCUAAAACACAAGGAAUUAAGGAACAUGACAUUAGUGAACCUUCAUUGUCGAUUUUUAUGCAAAGUGCAGAAAUUAGAGAUUAACUUCUCCGAGAAUAAGGUAAAAUCAUUGUGAACUCCUCUGAUUGCCAGCAGAACUGGUGAGGCCAGCCAUUACCAGUAUGGGCUGCUUUGUUGGAUAGCUCUUUUGUCAUAAUCAGUAACGGACAGCCUUGUGAACAGUGCUUACCUCCAAGAGUGGUGUCUGUUUAUUCACCAAAGAGAGGAGAAGAUUUCCUUCCAAGUUGGUUCCUGUGUGUAAGAAUGUGUUUGGUAACCAGACAGCUAUAGGCUCUAGAUUUUGCCAUUGUCACUGGUAAGAAUUAUUUCCACUUGUACCUCUUUAGGCAUCCAGACAUCGUCUAAUCCUUCAUCUAAGCCUUCAUCCCACUGUUUGGGCUUUAUCCAUUAUCAUAAAGAUUAUCAGUUGCUUAGCAAAGGGAACUAGAUAGAUGGUAAGUGUGUGAGGAAACUGUUCUGCCUUGCAGCCUACAAAACUUUCCAGAGCUCCUUGUCUCAAUGCAUACUGAAGGGAGACACACACCAUGUAUUUUUUCCCAAAGGGUUUCUACAAUAAGAGAGUUAUAUGAAAAGAUAUAUGAGACUUUGUGUUACCGAUUUUAUGAUAGCCAGUUGAAGUGGAAUCUGCCUGUUUUUCCCUUAGCACAGCUUUUCUAUCUCUAGCAAAAGCCAUAAAACUUUGGGUUGGUUUAAAACCAUUAACUCGUGUAUAUAUACAUGUGUGAUAGAUAUCCUGCAGUUAAUUUUGCAAAGAUUAAAAAGCAAACGUUUGUUAAUCUUCAGAUAACAGUCUUCGGUUAUGGCGAAGACUUUGAUCCCACCAUGUUUAUAAAAAACAGCCUCGCAAGUCACUGGCCAGAAGAGUGGCAGUACAUUCUGAUUUCCUUUUCCUUUCGGUCUGUCACCUGCAGAGCGUAAGCAGGGCACGUGAACUGCUACAUGUUUCCAACUUGUUAUCACUGGUAGCAUAUCAUAAGAGAAGCUAACUAGAUUAUGCAUUCUUUAGCACAAAUACCAAAAAGGCAAAUUUCUCCUUUGAAUUUGGUGACUUAGUGUAGUCUGUGGCUGAACUAGAAACAAACACAGUUCUCAAAGAGUUCCCCUUCUGAGAAGAUGAAGGUUACCUUUCACAUUAGGAGAUACAUAAAUUAAAAGAUCUGCUUUCUUUCUGAAAGAUUUAAACAUGCCGAUUUACAACAAGGUAAACUCAAAGCAUGUCCUUGAGAACCAGAAAUGUCAAAUCAUGGCUCAGGUUCCCCAGUAGUGUUCCCUCGAUGGAUGUUACUUGGGAGUUAAUCAUAUAAAUCAUAGAACUUAAGGGAGGAACCUUUGAUGUGCUUGAUUUUCUCUUGUGCCUUAGUUUCUCCAAAUAGCAGAGGCAUCAAGUUCGAGUCGGUGCUAAAAGUCGAAGUAUCAUUGGGGUGGGGAAGGGUGGAGAAUGUCUGAAAAUGGCCCUCCUGGAGAUAGGCAUGUAUGGAGUGUCCUAAGGGCUCACCUUUAUUGUUGAUUGAUUUAUCCUGCACCAAAUCAUUUGAUUUCCCCAGAAGGAUUAGAUUUCCAUAGAAGUAUUGUGACAUGGCUUCUUUGCAUCAGGCAUACAAAAAAAGCAAAAAUGGUUUCUAUGUGUUUAUUAUGUUCUUUGUUGUGCUAUCAGUAUUACAGUGGUGAAAGCAGAAGUUCAAGAAAAUCUAUUUGAACAAUGAACUGUUAAACUGUCUCAGACUGCAGUUUGAAUCUUUGAAUAAGAAUUUGUUAUUCACUCAUGAAACAUUAAGUGACUGGUGAGCGUUGAGGAUAACAGCAGUACUGAAACAAACGAAACUGCCCUGUAAAGCUAUCAGUCUCGUCAAGAGACAUGAAAUAAAUCUUAGCUUCAAGUGCAAGAUCUAUUUUUGCCUAUUAGCAUCAUUUAUUUUAAAAGUCGUACUAGGAUGAUUGGGUUCAAAUUCAGAGAAAACGGAAAAGCAGGCUCAAAAUGGAAUUAGAAUCUGAGAACCUAAAACUGCUCUUAAAAAUGUUUUUGAAAAAAUGAGAUUGGAGAAACCAACAAAAAAUGUUCUAACAUUUGGUAGAAAUACUUGAAGAGAUUAAGGACAGUUCAGUUUACACUGUUGGUGGAGGGGGAACAGGCAGGAUAAAAGUGCAAGUAAGUGGAAGAUGACCUAACGUGCACCAGGGACAGUCAGCGUUUCCUCCCAUCACAGCUCCUUCCAUGCAGGGUGGAAGUAUGGACUGCUGUGGCAUCCUUUCUGCCGUCUUGGAGCCAGCUGCUCCGAAAUACUAACCAUCUGGGCCAACAAGACUUAGCAGAGAAUUCUGGAAGAUUUGCUGUUUUAAAGCAGUUGAGUGCAAAAUAUGAAAAUAGAACUCAAGAGCAGAGAAUGUAGCAAGCAAUGGUUCUGGGACUAGAUGAGGGGCAGAAUUUAUUUACAAGAAAAUUCAGGCCUCUGCCAAACCUCUUCUGCAGGACAGCUCCAUCAAAAGGACAUUCUUGAGCCCAUCACCAUGUAUGUGGUAAUCCUGAGGAUACAGGUAGAAUUUCUGAACCUUGACUACAGUGACUUCUGAAGCUUACAAUUAGAAUAUCCACGCAGGUUUGUCAGCUACAUACUGGUAAUCUAGACCUUCUGGGGACUAAAAUGAGAGCGGGUAUAGCAGUUUUAAAGCACAGUCUUACGGAAUGAAAUCUACAGAGAAAGUUGGUGCAAGGGUGUGGAAGAUGGGAAGUUUCUCUAAAAUAAGGAGACUUGGGGUGGGGAUGUGGAAUAUGAAAUUAGAAUAAUUUUUACAGAAUUAUAUUUCUCUUCAUAUGUACCAUAGAGAGGUCUUCAUUAGCUAACUUGGGAAAGAGGUGUGCUGGUAGAUUUUUUUCCUGGGAAGAUACAUAACAAAUUAUUUUGUUUACCAGGAGUUUGUUUCACAUUCAGCCUUGAAGGAUGCAUCAGUGGCUUAAAGGAAGGUAGACCUCUCUAGUUUCCUAUAUAUUCAGAUCAAUUCAGCAUACUGUUUGCUUUUUUUAAACUGUGCACCUACAAUGAACGUUGAAUGCUCAUUUAUAUUCAAAAUUUCCUUUCCAUGUUAAGUUGGGCUAAUGGCCUUUGCACUCAAAUAAGGUUUGUUUACCAGUUUUGUAGCCAUAUUUGGCAAAUUUUAGCAAGUAGAAACCCCUUUUUUCCCUCUUAUUUGUUCUUGGAAUUGUUCUUUUAUUGCUUUCCUGAUUUUUCUUUAAGCUUUGAGACUACUGCAUCUUACAAGAACUAGGCUGAUUGGCAAAAUAGGCUUGCCAAUAGCUCUUUCACUCCCAUAAGGCUUUGGUUUUGAGAGUUGGGAAAACUCUGAGAAUUUAAGGGAACCAAACUCAGGAAUCCCACAGUUGGUUGCAUUGUGCCAUUGGCUUAGGGGCUGGACACAGGACCUGUCUGCCACUGAGUGAGCCAGAUGCAUUUGGGUUUGAGUUGUUGUCACAUACUGAAAUGUAAGUCAGCCCUAAGUAAUCAAAACACUUUUAUUUUAUUUUUCUUUUUUUAUUAGGAACUUUCUGAAGAAAAAGUGAUGUGUAAAACAUUUGAUAUUUAAGACAAUAAAGUUUUUAUCGUAAGA
Bubalus bubalis (water buffalo) is the source of this 10222-nucleotide messenger RNA. It is a transcript of the gene DDI2, whose product is annotated as DNA damage inducible 1 homolog 2. The record is from RefSeq and is a predicted model, not a curated record. Gene Ontology annotation, molecular function: protein binding; aspartic-type endopeptidase activity. Lineage: Eukaryota; Metazoa; Chordata; Mammalia; Artiodactyla; Bovidae. Gene Ontology annotation, biological process: proteolysis. The transcript is spliced from 2 exons. Bases 2189 to 4030 code for a protein of 613 amino acids.